AUCAUUCCGCCAUUUUGUCAGCCAUUUCCUAGACGGGUCCGCUGCAGAUCAGCACUUACAGAAAGAGCGAAACCCCUCCUGCACAGGCCGCUGUUCGGGACUGAAUGAGAGACUAGAGCUCCAGCGGGCCGGUCAGCACUCAGAUAUAGCCCGUGUUCGCGGUUCGGUCCGGUCGGACAGGAGGGAAAUCAUCAUGGCUCUGAAGAUCGUGAAGGGAAGCAUCGAUCGGAUGUUCGAUAAAAACCUGCAGGAUUUAGUACGUGGCAUUAGGAACCAUAAGGAAGAUGAGGCCAAAUACAUCUCUACCUGCAUCGAUGAGAUCAAACAAGAACUCAAACAGGACAACAUCGCCGUUAAAGCCAACGCCGUCUGCAAGCUCACCUACUUGCAGAUGCUCGGCUAUGAUGUGAGCUGGGCUGCUUUCAACAUUGUGGAGGUCAUGAGCUCCUCCAAAUUCACUUAUAAGCGAAUUGGCUACCUUGCUGCGUCCCAAUGCUUUCACGAGGGCACUGAUGUCAUCAUGCUGACGACCAAUCAGAUCCGCAAGGAUCUCAGCAGUCCAAACCAAUAUGACACCGGUGUGGCUCUGACUGGCCUCUCCUGCUUCGUGACCCCUGACCUCGCUCGUGACCUCGCCAAUGACAUCAUGACUUUGAUGUCGCACACCAAGCCGUACAUUCGCAAGAAGGCCGUGCUGAUCAUGUACAAAGUGUUUCUGAAGUACCCAGAAUCCCUGCGUCCUGCUUUUCCCCGACUCAAGGAGAAGCUGGAGGAUCCUGAUCCUGGUGUCCAGUCAGCGGCUGUGAACGUCAUCUGUGAACUGGCUAGAAGAAAUCCUAAGAACUACUUGUCGCUGGCGCCCCUGUUCUUCAAACUCAUGACCUCCUCCACCAACAACUGGGUUCUCAUCAAGAUCAUUAAGCUGUUUGGUGCUCUCACUCCUUUGGAGCCUCGUUUGGGAAAGAAGCUGAUUGAGCCCCUGACAAACCUCAUCCACAGUACCUCGGCCAUGUCGCUUCUCUAUGAGUGCGUCAACACAGUUAUAGCAGUGCUGAUCUCGCUGUCUUCUGGGAUGCCCAAUCACAGUGCAAGCAUACAGCUCUGUGUGCAGAAACUGCGAAUCCUGAUUGAAGACUCGGACCAGAACUGUGAGCCUUCUGUCAAUGCCUGCAUGAAGUACUUGGGUCUUCUGGCCAUGUCAAAGAUCCUAAAGACGCACCCGAAGUCUGUGCAGUCACACAAAGACCUGAUCCUGCAAUGUUUGGAUGACAAAGAUGAGUCCAUUCGCUUGAGAGCUCUGGAUCUGCUCUACGGCAUGGUCUCAAAGAAGAACUUGAUGGAGAUUGUGAAGAAGCUCAUGCUGCAUGUGGACAAAGCUGAAGGCACCACUUACAGAGAUGAGUUGCUCACCAAGAUCAUCGACAUCUGCAGCCAGAGCAACUACCAGUAUAUCACUAACUUCGAAUGGUACAUCAGUAUCCUAGUAGAACUGACUCGUCUCGAGGGCACCAGGCACGGCCAUCUAAUCGCUUCUCAGAUGCUGGAUGUUGCCAUUCGCGUCAAAGCCAUCCGAGCCUUCGCUGUGGCUCAGAUGGCCACUCUGCUGGACAACGCACACCUGCUGACUGGCAACACACAGCGCAACGGGAUCUGCGAGGUUCUCUACGCCGCCGCAUGGAUCUGUGGGGAGUUUGCAGAGCAUCUGGAGGACCCUAUGCUGACACUAGAGGCCAUGUUGAGACCCAAGGUGGCCACCCUGCCCGGUCACAUCCAGGCGGUGUAUGUGCAAAACGCUGCCAAGCUGUUUGCAACAGUGCUGCAGAAGCAUGAAGGGGAGACGGACAGUCAGGCCGCUCAGGAGACCAGCCAGCUGCUUAUCGACAGACUGCCGCUGUUUGUCCAGAGUGCCAACCUAGAAGUGCAAGAGAGGGCAUCCUGCAUCCUCCAGCUGGUGAAGUACAUCCAGAAGCUGCAGCAGAAGAAUGUGGAGGUGGCUGAGGAAGUGACGGCCCUCUUUGCUGGAGAGCUCAACCCUGUGGCCCCCAAGGCCCAGAAGAAAGUGCCUAUACCAGAAGGUCUGGAUUUGGAUGCCUGGAUCAAUGAGCCUCCAUCAGAGAGCGAAUCAGAGGACGAGAAGCCCAAAGCGGUGUUCGCUAAAGAGGAGCCCAAGCAUUCCAGAUCGAGACACACUGAGGUGGAUGAGAAAGAGCUGGCCAGGAGGAGGGAGGCAAGGAAGCAGGAACAGGCUAACAACCCGUUCUACAUCAAGGCCUCGCCAUCAUCACAGAAGGUUUAUGAUGCGCCAGGAGUUGAACACAUCCCAGUGGUGCAGAUUGACCUUAGUGUGCCUCUCAAAGUCCCAGGGAUGCCCAUGUCUGACCAGUACGUCAAGCUGGAGGAGGAGCGCCGGCAGAAGGAGAAGGCCGACAAGAAGAAGAAGGAGAAGAAGAAAAAGAGGGAAAAGCGAGGGAAAGGGAGGAAGGGGGAUUCAGGUCCCGAGAGCGAGGAGGACAUCACACCUGCUCACCAUGUGGACAUAGUCACAGAGGAAAUGCCAGAGAAUGCCUUACCAAGUGAUGAUGAUGAUAAAGAUCCCAAUGACCCUCAUAAAGCUCUGGACAUCGAUCUGGACAAUCUGCUCUCUGGUGCUGGAUCACGGCCACUUGCAGACAGUGAGAAGCUUCCAGUGAGGACCCAUCGUCCAGAGGUGCUGAAGAGCCCUGCGGAGGACAGAGACGACAACACUAUCCCGCAGGAGACCAAGAAGAAGAGCAGCAAGGACAAGAAGGAGAAGAAGAAAGACAAGGAGAAGGACAGAAAGAGGAGCAAAGAGGACAAGAAGAAAAAGAAGAAGCACAAAGAUGUGGAGGAGGAGCUUCCCGAGUCCCUGCCUGAAGAAGUCGUCCAAUCAGAGGAGACCAAAGAGGUGGCAGUUCCGCCCACAUCUGCUGAUGCCUCGGAUCUGGAUUUCUGGCUCUCUAGCGCUCCUGUUCCCCCCGUGGCCCAGGUAGUGACGGUGUCCUCGUCUGCUGCUGCUGCUACUGUCGACUCGAGCUCUGCAGCUGCUGCAGAGUCUGAGCCUGAGGAGCUCAAAGACACUGAGCCAGAUGACACUAAAUCAUCUAAACACAAGAAGAAGAAGCAGAAGAAGGAAAAGGAGGAGAAGGAGAAGAAAAAGAAGAAGCGUCACCACCACCAUCAUCAUCAUCACAGUGACGCCGGUGCGGAGGAUUCAGUGCAGAAUGGCACCGUAGAGGACGAGGAGCCGCUGCCGCCCAUGUCCAACUACUCUCUGCUGGCUGAGAACUCCUACAUCAAGAUGAUGAAAGAAGAUGCUGAUCAGGUCUGUGACAUUCAGGGCAACCAUCAGGACGAGAGUAAAGUGGUGGUGUCGGUCAUCUUCGAGAACAAGAGCGACAGCUUUCUUAAGUCCAUGGAGUUCAAUGUGCUGGAUUCGCUCAACUCCAAACUGCAGCGGCCGGACGGAGCAGGACCCCACGACGGCCUCACCGUCCCCUUCCAGUUGCCGCCAGGGGUGUCAAAUGAGGCCCGUUUCGUAUUCUCGGUACAGAGUAUCGUCAUGCCGCAGAAACUGAAGGGAACCCUCACGUUUAUAGUUAAGACGGAUGAAUCCUCCACUCACGAGAAACUGGACUUCAAACUGCACUUUACAUGCACGUCAUACCUGAUCACCACUCCCUGCUACAGUGAUGCAUAUGCAAAGCUGCUGGAGUCGGGCGACCUGAAGGGCAGCUCUCUGCGGCUCGAGGGGGUCAACAUGCCCUUCCACCACCUGCUGGCCAGGAUCUGCUUCCACCAUCACUUCUCUGUUGUGGAGAGGAUUGACUCCUGCGCCUCUAUGUACAGCAGGUCCAUCCAGGGUCACCACGUCUGUUUGCUGGUCAAAAGUUCUGAUCAGACCGUCUCCAUCGACGCCAAGUGCGACGAGCCAUCGCUGCUGGGGAAUGUGUUGGAUGAGAUCAAGCAGACCUUCUCGAAAUGCUGACUGUGACCCGCGGCCCACAGCACCCCGAAACCCCCCUGACCCCCUCUCAAAACCCAGCGCCAGAGCGGAGACUCAUAUUCCUCCUCUCUCAACCUCUUCCUUUGUAUUUAUUGGAUCGGUCGUUCUGCUGUUCUUCUUUUAAGACCACACAUUUCCAGCCCGUCUCUUGCCUUUGUUUGACGUGCAUUUGGCUUUUCUGAUCUCGCUCCUCAUCCUCUGCUUAUCCUUGUCUUUCCAUUGUCUUAACGGUUCAUGACGUUUUGUCUUGAGAACUGGAUUUUUUUGGUCAUUGUCGAUGCUUUGAGUUGUGUGCUUUUUUUUUCUUCUUUUUUUUCUUUUGUGUUGUUUGUUGCUUUUUUUUUUUUCUGUCCUAAACUCCAUCAGCGCCUUUUUCAGCAUUAAACAGCGUGUCUGUCCGGGUUCACAGUG
Molecule: messenger RNA, 4435 nt
Organism: Danio rerio (zebrafish)
Lineage: Eukaryota; Metazoa; Chordata; Actinopteri; Cypriniformes; Danionidae
Source: RefSeq, a predicted model, not a curated record